AUGGAAUACAAGAAGUUUUUACUAUUUGGGGAUUCGAUUACAGAAUUCUCAUUUAAUUAUAGGAUGGAAGAAGACAAAAAGGAGCAAUUUACAUUUGGUGGUGCUCUUGUGGAUGCUUAUAGAACAAGGAUGGACAUUUUGCAUCGUGGAUUUUCAGGAUAUAACACCAGAUGGGCAUUAACCCUUUUACCAAGAAUAUUGGCUAAUGAAAAUAAUAUAGCCAUUGCAACUAUUUUCUUUGGUCCUAACGAUGCUUCUAUUAGUGGUCCACAAAGGGUCCCACUUGAUGAAUAUAUAUCAAAUUCUGGGAAACUUGUAGAAUUAAUGAAGCAAAAAAAUAUUUUACCAAUCGUUAUAGGGCCGGCCACAUUCAAUGAGGAGCUUUAUUCAGAUCUGAAAAAAGAAGAUAUUGCCGCUGGUUAUGUUAGAACUGAUGCAAACUUCGGAAAAUAUUCAGAUGCUCUUGAAGAAUUUUGUAAAUCCAAGGAAAUUCCAUACAUUAAUCUAAGAAAGGCAUUCCUUGCAGAAGGAAGUGACAAUUGGAAAAACUGUCUUAGUGACGGUCUUCAUUUUAACGGUAAAGGCUACAAGAUUCUUUUUAAUGAAUUAAUGACAACCAUUGAUAAAUACUAUCCCAAUUAUCUUCCUGAAAAUAUCCCCCCUCGUAACAAGUAUUGGAGAGAUGUUAAGGAAGAUGGUUCUAAUUUAUGA
Molecule: messenger RNA, 711 nt
Organism: Henningerozyma blattae CBS 6284
Lineage: Eukaryota; Fungi; Ascomycota; Saccharomycetes; Saccharomycetales; Saccharomycetaceae
Gene: IAH1
Product: isoamyl acetate-hydrolyzing esterase
Exons: 1
Coding region: 1-711 (236 amino acids)
Source: RefSeq, a predicted model, not a curated record